GCUGGCUGGAAUUGGUUGGAAACAACCAUCACGUAAGGAGGGCGUACACGUUAGAACCUAACAAGCUCGUGAAGGCAGGGUGGAAACAAACCUUUUUCCAUCAGUGUUUAACGGUGAAACAUUCUUGGAGGACUGCAGCGAUGGCGGAGGCCCACCAGGCAGUAGCGUUCCAGUUCACCAUAACACCAGAGGGUAUUGAUCUGCAGCUGUCCUAUCAGGCCCUGAACCAGAUCUACCUGUCCGGAGUUCGAUCCUGGAAGAAACGAGUCAGCCGCAUGAGGAACAGGGUGAUUAAGGGAGUGUACCCCGCCAGUCCCUCCUCCUGGCUUUUCGUUGCUAUAGGAAUCUUGGCCACCAUGUACAUGCAGUCUGAUCCCAGCAUGGGGCUCAUUGCCAAGAUUCAGCAGCACCUUCCACUGAGUCUCCAUGUGUCCCUCAGUGCUCAGGGUCAGACCAUGGUGUCGGCGCUGGUCUUCAGCACCCUGCUGUGGCUCUCCCUCAUCCUGGCCCUCCGGUUCUGCUUGAAGCUGCUGCUCUCCUACCACCAGUGGAUGUUCGAGCAGCACGGGAGGGUUUCCAACACCACUAAAGUCUGGGGGAGUCUGCUGAGUUUAUUUUCAAGGAGGAAGCCUUUGCUGUACAGCUAUCAGACCUCUCUACCUCACCUUCCUGUUCCAGCCAUCAGUGACACACUGAGCAGGUACCUGGAGUCGGUGCGCCCUCUGCUAGCUGAUCCUGAAUUUAAACGCAUGACCGACCUGGCCAGCGAGUUCCAGUUGAGCCUGGGGAACCGCCUCCAACGCUACCUGAAACUUAAAGCUCUGUGGGCCACAAACUAUGUUAGUGACUGGUGGGAGGAAUACAUCUACCUGAGAAGCCGAGGCCCGAUAAUGGUCAACAGUAACUACUACGGCAUGGACUUUUUGUACGUGACACCGACCUCUUUGCAGGCAGCCAGGGCUGGAAACACCAUCACCGCCCUGCUGCUGUAUCGUCGCAAAGUGAACAGAGAAGAGCUUACACCGAGUCGUGUUCCAGGUACCUUCAUUCCUCUGUGUGCAGCUCAGUAUGAAAGAAUGUUUAACACAACACGCACGCCAGGAGCCGAGACCGAUGUGCUCCAGCACUGGCAGGACAGCGAGUUUGUGGCGGUGUACAACAGGGGGCGUUUUUUCCGCCUGUGGGUGUAUCACGCCGGUCGGCUGCUUUCUCCCAGAGAGAUUGAAUACCAGAUCCAGAAGAUCCUGGAUGAUCCUUCACCCCCGCUUCCUGGAGAGGAAAGACUGGGAGCGCUCACCGCUGGAGACAGGAUUCCUUGGUCUCAGAUGAGAAAGCAGUACUUUAGUUCUGGUGUCAACAAGCGAUCUUUGGACGCCAUCGAGAGAGCAGCUUUCUUCGUUACGUUGGACGACGAGGAGCAAGGGAUGAGGGGGGAUGACCCAGCUGGAAACUUGGACCGCUAUGCAAAAUCUCUUCUCCAUGGGAAAUGCUAUGAUCGGUGGUUUGACAAAUCCUUCUCCAUCGUGAUCUACAAGAACGGGAAGAGUGGGCUGAAUGCCGAGCAUUCCUGGGCCGACGCACCGACUGUGGCUCACCUAUGGGAGUACACUCUGGCCACAGAUGCUUUCCAGCUGGGAUACACUGAGGAUGGACACUGUAAAGGCGAAGUGGAGCAUUCUCUGCCCCCCCCUCAGAGGCUUGUGUGGGACAUCCCAUCAGAGGUUCAGACUCAGAUCAGUCGCUCCCUGGUUGUGGCCCAGGCCCUUGCCAAUGACGUUAACUGCCAUGUGUUCCCCUUCAGAGACUUUGGAAAAGGACGAAUCAAGAAGUGUCGGAUCAGCCCUGACGCAUUCAUUCAGAUCAGCCUACAGCUGGCUUACUUUAGGGAUCGUGGUGGUUUCUGCCUGACUUACGAGGCAUCAAUGACGCGUCUUUUCAGGGAGGGAAGAACAGAGACUGUAAGGUCCUGCUCCAGCGAGAGCUGCGCCUUCAUCAGAGCUCUAAUAGGUGGAGAGUCAGAGGACGAAUGCAGACGUCUCUUCCGACUGGCCUCCGAGAAGCACCAGAACCUUUACCGAAUGGCCAUGACUGGAGCUGGAAUCGACCGACACCUCUUCUGCCUAUAUGUCGUCUCCAAGUACCUGGGAGUGGACUCCCCUUUCCUCAAAGAGGUUUUGUCCGAGCCGUGGCACCUCUCCACCAGUCAGACCCCCGUUCAGCAGAUGGAGUUGUUCGACCUGAAGAACCACCCAGAUUUCAUAUCGCUCGGUGGAGGAUUUGGACCUGUGGCUGAUGAUGGUUACGGGGUUUCAUACAUAAUCGUGGGCGAGGAUAUGAUCAACUUCCACGUGUCAUCUAAGUACUCCUGCAGUGAAACCGACUCUCACAAAUUUGGAGCUCAAAUCAAAAAGGCCCUCCAAGAUAUCAUGACUCUCCUCUCAACUGAUGCCAAACCUGCCACUUCCAAGUCCGGGAAGUCCUUGUGAAUCCAGUUGACAGAUACUAAAUAAUCCAGACACACUAACAGAUGGAAAGCACAAAAUAAUGCAAUCUCAAACUGGUGUUUUUUUAAUUGGUGUUGCUCAGAGGUUGCCUCUUUAUUUAGAAGCAGAUGGAGACCUGCCAGGAAAAAACUCUGAAAAAGUCAACCUCUUAAACAGUGAGGAGCCGUCAAAAAAAAAAAAAAACUGGAGCAGGUUGUAAAAAGGGAAA
This is a messenger RNA of Melanotaenia boesemani (Boeseman's rainbowfish), 2712 nucleotides long. It is a transcript of the gene cpt1a2b, whose product is annotated as carnitine palmitoyltransferase 1A2b. Gene Ontology annotation, cellular component: mitochondrion. The record is from RefSeq and is a predicted model, not a curated record. Gene Ontology annotation, biological process: carnitine metabolic process; fatty acid metabolic process. Gene Ontology annotation, molecular function: carnitine O-palmitoyltransferase activity. Lineage: Eukaryota; Metazoa; Chordata; Actinopteri; Atheriniformes; Melanotaeniidae.